AUGGCGGAGCAAGCUGAUGCUCUUGCCAGAGAGGACUAUGAAGUGGGGAAAUCCGAAUCCAAAGGUAAGGGCAACAAGGUGGCCUACAACGUUACCGGGUUGGCAUUGAUUUGGGAUAACACAUCCCGCAUUCGGCAAAAGUUGCGAGAUGGCAACAAUCUUCUUCAGAACUAUGACCCCAAACUCAAGAUGUGCACGAACCACGACGUCGAAAAAACCAUCAAGAAUGUGAGGAUGAACAUGUCAGUGUUAAAACCAGUUUGUUCCUUGACCCGCACUCAUGGACUCCUUCCCUCCAUAGACACUUUGGUGGAAGAAGUCAAGACAGCUUUUCGAUUGAACAAGGCCAUUGUCGCCACCUCCACUCUCCAAAAACAGGGAUGGGCAAUCCGAAAUUUGAUUGCAGUGCUUAAAGGUUCAGUGAAGGCAAGGCGUGUGUCUGACAAGUCUGGUCUCAAACAAAAGGACUUCAUCAUUCUGUCGGACGAGGAGCAUGAGCCUGGCAACAAUGCGCUCGCUGCCGAGUUGGAAGCCUUGGUUCAGCAAAUUGGCGAGUGCUCCAGUCUCAGCACAGACAUCUCCUGUGUUGGCUUCAUUGUCACGCGGCCCAUCAGUCAAGUGGCCAGCACUCAGCCAUCGGAUCAUUCGGUCCCAUCUGGGCAGCCACCUGAUGGGGGUGCUGCAGCUGCCAACAGUGUUCACCAGGAACCUGAGAAGCUGGAAGGUGAGUCUUUGAAAGCUCCUGUGGCAGAGACCAUUCCCCCCGCAAGCAGCGAUGCCCAAACCUUGCAACAUUCUACAAAGGACACCCUUGAUGAAGCAGGAAGCAAAGCUACACCAACAUCACAAAAUGAGCACCCUCAAUUUCCCACAGUCGCCCCUGGCCCUGAAACAGCUUACAUCACCAGAAGGCAGCAGAUCGCAAACAAGAACGAUGUCAAGCAAAAGAGGGGCAAGGAAGCAAACGUUGAGGAAGGAAAGGAUGAGGAAGCAACGGGUGAUGUCGCAGCAAAAGAUGAAGAGGCAAAGGAUGAGGAGAAGAAGCCCAAGAGAAGGAAAACAGCAGCCAAGUCUAAAAUCGCAGCACCUGUGAAAAAUCCUGAUCAAGAUGUCCAGGGAUGCCAGGAGCCAGCCCCACACCCAAAGGAUUUGCAGCCAAAGCCAAAACGAGCCUACAAGAGAAAGCCCAAAGGAGAGGAGCCACCAGCAGCAGCUGAUGAGACCGCCAAUGAGGUCACCGAUGUUGCGACUGGGAAGCGAAAGAAAAGAAAGCAAAACGAGCCUGCCCCUUCUCCCCCUGUUGCCCCUUCUGGUUCCAGCCAGCAUGUGCCCGAUGUUGAGGAAGCAGCCCCACAUCCCGAAACCAAGCAACCUAGGGCCAAGGCAAAGGCCAAAGCAAAGGCAGCAGGGAAGGGAGCAGGGAAGGGAAAAUCCAAGAAAAAUGCCAAGCCCAAAGGCAAGGCCAAAGCAAAGGCAAAGGGCGGCAGGCGCACCAGGGGGAACAAUGAGGAGGAGAGUGGCGAAGUGGAUGCAGCUGAUGCUGCUUCUGCAUUUGCCCGCCGAAGUCAAGAAACCUCUGAGGUUGUCGAGAGCUUGCGAGAGAAAGUUGCUCUUGAGGUUCGGGAUUGCUUGAAGCUUUGUGAAGCUUCGGGGGAAUUUUGUGUCAAGGGGAAGCAUCAGCAUGAAAUGGCGCAGAUCGAUGUUGGGGAUGGUCUUCAGCUGUCCAUCUAUUGGUCUCGCAAUGCUGUUGGGUUGAAGAAGGAGAUCGAUGGAAAGUGGACACAGGUAUGUUACUUUUCCCGAACCUCCCCAUGCUGUGGCACCAACAUCAUCCUCGCAAAGUAUUGGGUAUAG
Molecule: messenger RNA, 1854 nt
Organism: Cladocopium goreaui
Lineage: Eukaryota; Dinophyceae; Suessiales; Symbiodiniaceae
Source: the annotation of a GenBank genome assembly